Messenger RNA from Porites evermanni, 951 nucleotides. The record is from the annotation of a GenBank genome assembly. NCBI's taxonomy places the organism in Eukaryota, Metazoa, Cnidaria, Anthozoa, Scleractinia, Poritidae.
AUGUCGGGGAAGUCAUUUUUAAACGUAACUGAAGUGCAGUGUUCAUGGCCCCUGCAUCCAGCCGAAACAUCUUGCGCAGAACUGCGCAUGGUUCACUUGCCUAUGCUGGUGUCAGAAAUCGCUUUAAACGCUGUUCUUUCCGUGGUAGCAACCACAGGUAACGCGCUGUGGAUUGCAGCAUACGCCAGAACCCCUUCCUUCCAGACACCACUUAAUAUGUGUCUACUCAGCUUAGCUCCUGUUGGUCUCUUUAAUGGCGCGGUUAUGCAGCCUCUGAUUAUAUCCGACACUGUUUUUUUCCUGGCGUGUCCGUCGACCACAUGCUCCCUGGAAUACAUCGUGUCUGGCAUAAUAACAUUAGUCGCAGACAGUACUCUACAAAACAUUGCAGUGAUAUGUAUAGAUCGUUACAUAGCGAUUAUUCACAGCAUCAAAUAUAACCAAUGGGUUACUAAAACGCGCAUAUGCAUAGCCUUUGGCAUUUAUGCCCUUUUUCGUUUAUUUUUAAGCAUUUGCGUAUUCACAGGAAUCAUCGAUUACCACGCGCUUGUCAUUGCUUCGAUAGUGUUUAGUGUUGUGAUUAUUAUUUUUGCUUGCCUAAGAAUAUUUUUAAGGAUUCGUCGAGUCAGCGCUGUCGCUGUUGAACCAGUGAAUCCGGAAGAGGAAAGAAAGAAAGCGCAAGAAAGAAAAGUUGCGAAAACUGUUGGAAUACUCGUAGGUAUUUCAGCGUUCUGUUAUGCACCUGCGCUUGGAUUUUUCUUCACCAAUAAGGCAACUUCUGUCAGCCCUCGUCUCCACACUGUACUCUGGCGCUACAUUGAAACUGUAAUGAUGUUAAACGCCGUCAUGAACUUCUCUGUUUACUUGUAUCGGCAUAAAGAUCAGCGAAUUGCGGUCCGAAAAGUAAUCAUUGAUGCGCGUAGCGCUGUUAAAAAUUGCUGUUGUCAUUAA